Sardina pilchardus (European sardine) is the source of this 4476-nucleotide messenger RNA. RefSeq names its product cyclin-dependent kinase 17-like. Gene Ontology annotation, molecular function: ATP binding; cyclin-dependent protein serine/threonine kinase activity. The record is from RefSeq and is a predicted model, not a curated record. The coding region runs from base 305 to 1870 and encodes 521 amino acids. Gene Ontology annotation, biological process: exocytosis; neuron projection development; protein phosphorylation. NCBI's taxonomy places the organism in Eukaryota, Metazoa, Chordata, Actinopteri, Clupeiformes, Clupeidae. Gene Ontology annotation, cellular component: cytoplasm; nucleus; synaptic vesicle. The transcript has 17 exons.
GCUGGAUUUGCAGAAAGAUAGAACAGCCUAUCCAAGACGGACGCGAAAUCGUUUUCGGUGUUCAAGGCACACAAAUCUGUCGGUUGUACGCCGCAUGCCGGGUGUACUGGAUAUGCUAUUAGUGCGAUUUGACACUUUGUCUUUUGCGGCCAUCUAGGAUGCUGUGUUCGGGGUGAACGCAAAGUUGGUGCAGUGGAUUGUUCCGUCCCGGCGCAGCGGUCCGCACAGACUCUUCGCAACAUACCGGCCACACAUCAGGAUCACUGCAGCCCCUCAGGUUCCUGAGGCCCAUGUUCCCGAGCAGAUGGACCGGAUGAAGAUCAUUAAGAGGCGUUUGUCUAUGAGCCUCCGCAAUACCAGGCCAGCAGACGAGUCCCUCUCAGAACUGUCUGAGCAAAGCAACCUGGAUGAGCCGGCAGCUGUACGAGACCAUGAGGCCAUAGUCUGCUCUGUCCUCCCUCCCGCCUCCCACAGUGCUCCCUCUUUCCUGCGGCAGUACGCGGGCGGGCUGGGCCGACCGGCGCUCAGGAGGGACGGGCUGGACCGACCCUGUCUGGGCCUGCACAGGACCGGCUCUCUUGGAAUUGUUCAUGAGAACGUAAAGAUGGGCUCAGAUGGGGAGAGUGAUCAGGCGUCGGGGACGUCGUCCGAUGAGGUGCAGAGUCCUGUUCGAGUGCGCAUGAGGAACAGCCACGCCCGGCGCAUAUGCAACGAGGACAUAAACAAGCGCCUCUCUCUGCCCGCUGAUAUUCGUUUGCCGGAGGGUUACCUGGAGAAGUUUGCCAUGAACAGCCCCCCCUUUGACAAACCAUUAAGUCGCAGGCUCCGGAGGGCAUCACUCUCUGAGAUUGGUUUUGGGAAACUGGAGACUUAUAUUAAACUGGACAAACUUGGAGAGGGCACUUAUGCUACUGUGUACAAAGGACGCAGUAAACUGACAGACAACCUUGUCGCUCUGAAAGAAAUUCGCCUGGAACACGAGGAGGGAGCUCCCUGCACUGCCAUACGAGAAGUUUCUCUUUUAAAGGACUUGAAGCAUGCCAACAUAGUCACUCUGCACGAUAUUAUCCACACAGACAAGUGCCUCACUCUUGUAUUUGAGUAUUUGGAGAAGGAUCUGAAACAGUAUAUGGACGACUGUGGAAGCCUGAUGAGUGUGCACAACGUGAAGAUCUUUCUGUUCCAGCUUCUGCGAGGUCUCUCCUACUGCCACCGCAGAAAGGUGCUGCAUAGAGACCUGAAGCCUCAGAACCUCCUCAUCAACGAGAAGGGGGAGCUCAAACUGGCCGACUUUGGUCUGGCACGGGCUAAAUCGGUCCCCACGAAGACGUACUCUAACGAAGUGGUGACGCUGUGGUACAGACCGCCUGACGUGCUGCUGGGAUCCACCGAGUACUCCACCCCUAUAGACAUGUGGGGAGUGGGAUGCAUAUUUUAUGAGAUGGUAACUGGUCGGCCGUUAUUUCCAGGGUCCACAGUUGAAGAUGAACUUCACCUUAUAUUUCGUAUCCUAGGCACACCGUCAGAUCUGUCUUGGCCAGGAAUUACCAGCAGCGAGGAGUUUAAGAACUAUAAUUUCCCACGGUACCACCAAGAGCCACUGGUGUCUCAUGCUCCACGGAUAGACAGCGAUGGACAUAAUUUGCUGUUAAAAUUACUGAAGUUCGACCCAAAGGCGCGUGUGUGUGCAGAGGAAGCCUUGAAGCACCGGUACUUCAACAGUUUUGGCGAGCAGGUGCACGUGCUGCCAGACACGGCUUCCAUCUUCUCACUGAAAGACAUUAAGCUCCAGAAGGACCCGGGAAGGCGCCCGGUGAGACAAGCAGAAGCAGCUGAGGGAAAGAAUCGGAGGCAGAGUGUGUUGUUUUAGGACAAAGAGCCUUUUUUGCACUUAUUUAUCCAACACACAGACUGAGAUAUACAAUUAUAAACAUGGAAAUAAACAUCAAAAUCCAGAUGAGGAACGCAAGAGUGGGAUGGAGAAACUUGGAGGAACUCUGAAAAAGAAAAAAAAACUACAGGAAGAGGAAGAGGACAAACCUCAUUGCUGCUGCUACUGCUGCAUCCUUUUUUUCGUUUGUUUUCAGGACGCCGACUGAGGAAUGCGGAACUGAGGUGGACUAUCUCCACUGUUAGCUAAGCUGUGGUUGCUACUCAGUUGUAAUCUUAUAUAUCACGUCACAUCUCAGCAUGCAUGCAGCGGUGUGUGUGCACACACACUCUCACUCACUGCAUUGACCUGUGCCAGUGGCAGUGCAUGUGUACAGGUGUGUGUGGUCCAGAGAAGCAUUUCAUUGACAUAUAAUCUUGUAUUAAGCAGCUGCUGCCACUCCAUCUGACGAACACGUUAACGGUUGCGCUUCCUUUAAGUAACAUUAAGUCUUACUUACUCUGGAUUACAUGGUAAGAGAACUUGUGAUGUUCAUGUUUCACAGAUACUAUUAUUCUGGCACCUUAUUCCUCUGUGAACCCACUCAGGCGGAUUGCUUCAUAAAACACACAUUUGUGUGGAUUGGACAGAACUGUGUUUCUGUGUGUGUGUGUGUGUGUGUGUGUGUGUGCGUGCGUGAGAGAGAGAGAGAGAGAAAGGAUGUUUUCACUGAGUCUCAUGAAUACACCAUGACAGACAUGACAUCAAACAUUCUCACUCUGCUCAGGGUGGAGCCAAACAGGCUUGUGGGUAUUGAAGUUCUCAGAGAGUUCUUCUGAGAAUGUGACACUGUGAAGACUCCAGAGUGAAGUAGAUGUACACAGAGCUCAGUUCAGGCUAUUCAGGAAUCUGGCUCAAGGAUAGAAAAAAAGAGUCGAUCCAAAGGAGAAAUGCUCAGAUCUUAACCCAGUUCACCACAGAAAGCAAUACAAAAACGAGGACACCUGCAGGAAUAUUAUGUCUGCUGUCCAGUACUCAUAUCUCAGAAAGUCUUUGUGUAUUUAUCCAGUUCUUUCAGUCUUGUAUAGGUUUUACCUCAGUAUAUGUGAACCACUUUCAUCCGACAAACCUUUUCACCCUUAGUGUACUUCACUUGUAAUCUACGCAGGUGCACACUCCUCAAGUCACCUCUGGUCAUCUCUCAUGGUUGGGCAUCAUCUGUCAGAACGCACAUUCACACAGACACCUCAAGGCACACACAUGGUCCACAUACGAAACUUGUAGAAACCACUGAGGAGGUCAAAACUCAGAGAGUAAAGACACUAGCUAUACUCUUUGAUUCAUUCCCCCUCAACAGUUGAAUGUUGACUAGCCAUUUGUGAGUUUUUUUGCCUGUUCUUGCCUCUUCAUGUUUUGGUUGUGAAGAAUAGGAACAGGUUUACUAGAGGUGAAGGGGGUCUUAACAAGACUGAGCUCAGUGUUCAUCACUCACCACCGCUGCACCUUAUGUUUGGUCCACCUGAUGGCUGUGCCAUCUCCAUGCUUGUUUCACAUGAGAUCUGUGUCAUUGUGGAAGUCUACAGUCUACUCAGCCACAGGCCGUGUUCCACGGCAUGUUCUUAUAUUGAAAAUGUGCACCACAGUUUUGUCGUCAGAAUCUGGGCCUUUCUCAGAAAGAAAGGGCGUCAGUAAAAGCACCAUUGUGUCCAGUCUUUUACAGAAGGUCAGGUCAUCAAUAGGCUGCUUAUUAUGACCACUCGACAGCCUUGCUCGCUCGACACACAUGAAAUGCAAGUUAUUUUGUAUGCUUCACGCCCAGAUGUCACUGCCUCACAGGAGUUGCUCAUCAGGUGAAAACAUACUAGCUCUCUUAUCUGCUUAGCAGUAGUUUUCUGUUAUUGGACUUAAAGCAAGGCUGCUAAAUUUUAAGCUUAACUUGUGUUGAAUAUAGAAAUGGAUUGAACUCUGAUGUGUAGAUUUCAAGAUGGUGGGAGAUGGAAUCUGACACAUAAAUGUAAAGUGGGAAAACAGCUGUAAAAACUGUUGCAGAAAUCCCAAGUGGAUUGACUCCAGCCCAUUAUCAAGUAGAUGUAGAAAUUAAAACGGCUUGCUAAUGCUACAAAUGGGAGAAGUGGUUCAAGGUACAACGUUUUGUGUAACUCAUUUCAGUAUUGUUGAAAGCUUGUCUUCCUUUAUGAAGUCAUCCUUACACCAUAAGACUUUGACAAGAGCUGGGAAAGACUCCUGAAAGAUAGUGGUCUUUUGAAUAAAGCUUGAACAAGGGCCAUUUGUUAAAAGACUCCAGUCUUUUAAGAAUGUUUUCAAAAUCUUGUCAAGGUCUUCUGACGUAUGGGUAGCAUUAGUUGCUUAUGACUUAAUUCAGGAGAACCCUGAAGUCCGAGCAGCUCUCCGAACAGAACUACAAUAAACCUGUUUGAGUGUCCACACCUGAUUCCCCAUUUCCCUAACUGCUAUCCCCACCCCCAGCCCCCCACUCAUGCUCUUAUUUCAUGGCAGAGGAACUCUUCCUAAGGUGAAACGAGUUCAGUCUGUCUGGCACAUCUAGCCGUCUUCUGUCUAGUGAGGGAUUCUCCACUAAUAAACAU